Molecule: messenger RNA, 1096 nt
Organism: Neogale vison (American mink)
Lineage: Eukaryota; Metazoa; Chordata; Mammalia; Carnivora; Mustelidae
Gene: ASCL2
Product: achaete-scute family bHLH transcription factor 2
Exons: 2
Coding region: 1-585 (194 amino acids)
Biological process (GO): sensory organ development; neuron differentiation; positive regulation of transcription by RNA polymerase II
Cellular component (GO): RNA polymerase II transcription regulator complex
Molecular function (GO): protein dimerization activity; RNA polymerase II transcription regulatory region sequence-specific DNA binding; DNA-binding transcription factor activity, RNA polymerase II-specific
Source: RefSeq, a predicted model, not a curated record
AUGGACAGCGGCGCGCUGCCCGGGCCCGCGCCCUCCGUGCCUGGCGUCUCGCGCGGCUGCGUCCCUCGGCGGCGACCCACAUCCCCAGAGCUGCUGCGCUGCAGCCGGCGGCGACGGCCGGGCGCGACGGAGAGCGGGGGUGGCGCGGCGGCCGUGGCGCGGCGCAAUGAACGCGAGCGCAACCGCGUGAAGCUGGUGAACUUGGGGUUCCAGGCGCUGCGGCAGCACGUGCCGCACGGCGGCGCCAGCAAGAAGCUGAGUAAGGUGGAGACGCUGCGCUCGGCGGUGGAGUACAUACGCGCGCUGCAGCGCCUGCUGGCCGAGCACGAUGCAGUGCGUGCCGCGUUGGCCGAGGGGCUGCUGGCGCCAGCCGCGCGCCCCUCCGCGUCCUGCGGGCCCCCGGGGACCCCUGCCGCCGCCCUAGGCUCGCCUUCUUGCGCUUCGUCGUCCCCGGGCGGCGGGGGCAGCUCGGAACCCGGCUCGCCGCGCUCCGCCUACUCCUCGGACGACAGCGGCUGCGAGGGCGCGCUCAGCCCCGUGGCGCGCGAGCUGCUCGACUUCUCCAGCUGGUUAGGGGGCUACUGAGCGCCCCGCCCGCCCCCCCGAGCAGCAGCCCUGGACUCCGAGCGGCCAGCAAGUCACCCCCUGGGAGCCAGGUGGUGGCCCGCGCCUCGGGCCCACUGUCCCCGCGGGCGAAGCCACACCGAGCCAGGACUCCGCCGACAGGUUGCCUGUGCCGUCCAGCCUGACCAAGUGCACAUGUGGAAAGGGUCCCCGCCUGACCCCGCCCAGCUGGCAGCUUCCUCAGACCCCCACCAUCCUACCCAGGGAGGUUCUCCACUGGGAUCGGGCUGGGGCACCACCACGGAGGUUUCUGGAGGGGACAGGAUUUUAUAACUACACAGAACUUCUCUGUUGUGCAUAUUAGUUUGAGCUGCCCAGGAACACUCGCCAUAUGAAGACUUAUUUUUGUACCAAAAAAAAAAAAAAUCCCCAGACUUGGAACACAAUAAAGAUGUCUACUCCCGCCCCACCCCACCACUGGAAUUUUCCAACCAGGCCAAGAUCUGGACACCCGCUGCCCCUGAGGGGCUGU